Molecule: messenger RNA, 852 nt
Organism: Colletotrichum navitas
Lineage: Eukaryota; Fungi; Ascomycota; Sordariomycetes; Glomerellales; Glomerellaceae
Product: DnaJ domain-containing protein
Exons: 2
Coding region: 1-852 (283 amino acids)
Source: RefSeq, a predicted model, not a curated record
AUGCUCCUCCGCCGGUUCCAACCCGCAGCGGCCCGCCCCCUCCGCUCCGGCGCAUUCCCGAUCCCGGUCCUGUCCCCAGCGCAGCUCUCCCGAGCUCGCAACCUCGCAGCGGCGCCGUUCACCACCUCGCGUGCGCUGCGUGAUGACGUCGCUUCCGCGAACCACUACGAGACCCUGAAGGUCGCUCACGAUGCAUCGCCCUCCGACAUAAAGAAAUCCUUCUACGCCCUCUCAAAAACCCACCACCCAGACCACAAUCGCAACGACCCCGAUGCCUCACGAAAGUUCCACGCCAUAGCCGAGGCCUACUCCGUCCUCGGCACUCCCGCAAAACGCGCCGCCUACGACCGCUCCCUACCGUCCUCCUCCUCCUCAUCUUCGCACGAUCGCCGCGGCUCCUACCACAGCACCGGCCCCGCCGGCGGCCGCCCGGCCUCGGGCCUCUCGCGGCGCAGGACGACCUUCCGCGGCCCCCCGCCGAGCUUCUACAGGUCCGGCGGGUGGGGCCAGCAGUCGGCAAAGCGCAAGGAGGCGCACGAGGGCAGCGCUGGUGACGGGACAGGGACGGCAGGGGCGAGCGCGCAACCCGGCAUGGGACCCGGGCAGGACCCGUACAGGCACACGAGGUCCGGCAAAGUGUCACAUUUCGAUUCGCAGACGCACACCAAGUCGCAGUCGAGACAGGACUCGCGACGGGCGCAUAGGAUCGCCGGCACUGAGGUGCCCAUCGGAGCACAGGAGACGUCAGUGGGCGCUUUCAUGGUCGUCAGCGGCAUUCUGUUCUUUUCCUUCUUCAUACCAUACGUUGCCUUCGUCGGGUUGCGUCGCAAGAAGAAAGAUGGGAAAUAUUAA